Linum tenue is the source of this 360-nucleotide messenger RNA. Lineage: Eukaryota; Viridiplantae; Streptophyta; Magnoliopsida; Malpighiales; Linaceae. The record is from the annotation of a GenBank genome assembly.
AUGUACCUCGUCGAGGCGGGCUUGUUUAGUGUUCACCGAUUGGUCCCUAUGAUUGCUGAUACAUGUUUGAUCACUGCGCUCGUAGAGCGUUGGCGACCCGAGACAUCGACCUUUCAUUUGCCGGUCGGUGAGGUGACGAUCAUUCUAGAGGAUGUUGCGACACUGACCGAUCUACCGAUCGAAGGUGAGCCCGUCAUAUUAGACAUACCAUAUGAGGAGUGGUCGGAGACGUGUAUGAGACUAUUAGGACAUGCUCCUGCUGAUCUUUCCGACGGUGUCGUUCAGAUUGGUUGGCUCAGGGAUCGAUUCAAUCAUCUGUCGGCAGAUGCAUCAUCAGAGACUACGGAGCAGUUUGCAUAA